Vigna unguiculata (cowpea) is the source of this 1298-nucleotide messenger RNA. RefSeq lists its product as uncharacterized. Lineage: Eukaryota; Viridiplantae; Streptophyta; Magnoliopsida; Fabales; Fabaceae. The record is from RefSeq and is a predicted model, not a curated record.
UCUCUCCCACUUUUCCUCUAUUCACUCUCCACUCUCUCCUAAUAUAUCUCAACAUUCACAAAUAACUUCCUUUUCCGGAUUUCUCAUAUUCUCUUCUCAAUUCAUAUAAAUCCGGGUAUAAGAGAAAAAAAAAAAAGAUUUGAGAAAGAAGAGAUAGAAGAGAGCGACGAAGAGCUUCAGUUGGAGCAGCCAGAAACACAGACAUAAAGAAGAAGGAGAAUAGUUUUGAGAGGGUUGUUCUGCAUUUUUGUGUCUCUAAGAAAUCAGAGAGGCCGGUAACGUUGUUAGAAGGUGUAGUACAGAGUAUGACUCCAUUGUUCAUUGCAUUUCGGAAUCUUCAGGCCACCCUGAAGAUACAGUUUCAGUAUCACAGUUGAAAAAAUCGCAAGGAGCUAAAGCUAUUGUAUUCAAUAGCAUUGCAUGUGUACGAAUGUUACAUGUACAUUAUACAGUAGCCAUGCAAGCCAAACCAUUCAAUCACGUUCAUUGAGAUUAUGAUUCAUUAGAGUGAAGCGAGAAAUAUAGAAAGAGAAACAAGAACAAUGUUCGGUACAAAGGAAGAAACUGAUGAGACUAUGGGAAAUGAGAACGAUUCGAGACGCGAAAGGGAACGGGAACAACAGAAUCUUCUGGUUGGACGACAAAGUGUUCUUAUGGAGCAACAGAACAUUCUGAUGGCGCAGCAGAAUAUUCUGACGGAGCAGCAGAAUGUUCUGAUGGCGCAGCAGAGUAUUCUGAUGGGGCAGCAGAAGAUUCUGACGGAGCAGCAGAAUGCUCUGGUGGCGCAGCAGAAGAUUCACACGGAACAACAGAAUGUUGCAGAUGAGCAGCAGAAGGUUGAGGAACACACGGAGCAGCAAAAUUCUUCUUCUGCAGAUCAUCAUGCAAUGGAGCAAUCUUCAAGUGAAGAAGACCCUUGGAAAAUCAAGAAAGUGCUGCAAGAUUUUGAUCUCACUCUACGACUUCUGGUGGCACCAUCAUUGGCAAGAAAUUUCAUGCUACCUGUGUUGAAUGCUACUGAUUAUGAGAUUGAAAAAGGUUUUGAUGUUGAGAUUUGGGAUGUGGACACUCACACCAAACACUCUCUCUUUUUCACCAAAAAAUCUCAUGCUUAUAUUUUAGUCGAUAACUGGAUCAAUGAUUUUGUGCAUAGAAGGGCUCUGCACAGAGGGGAUGAGAUUGGUCUUUGUUGGGAUCCAACCCGAAAGUGCUUUAAUUUUUCUGUUCUACGUAGGCCCCAGACAUGAUAGAAAUACAAGUUCUACAAUAAUACUGAUAAUACUGAAACAAGUUCUCCA